Molecule: messenger RNA, 1139 nt
Organism: Sphaerulina musiva SO2202
Lineage: Eukaryota; Fungi; Ascomycota; Dothideomycetes; Mycosphaerellales; Mycosphaerellaceae
Product: UPF0005-domain-containing protein
Exons: 3
Coding region: 117-935 (272 amino acids)
Cellular component (GO): membrane
Source: RefSeq, a predicted model, not a curated record
ACCAGAUCCUCCCCUGGCCACCGUCGACUACUAAAUACCUCCUACAUUACCCAUCGAGCUCGCGGCUUGCACUUCCACCGACAUCGACCUCCACGUCUCAAGAAAUAUUGCCCGCGAUGGCAGCGAACACGAAAUACACACCCGCGCCACAACGCGACAGCUUCGAGGAGCAGGCCCCUCAUUAUUCCCAACCGCCACCUUCUUACCAGGCUGAGCCUUUGCUAGGAGAGGCAAGGAGCGAGGAUGACAAUGUGCCCGAUGACUUCAAGUUUGGCGGCUCAGUCGCAGAAGCUACUCUCCCCAUCCGCAUGCAAUUCAUUCGCAAGGUCUAUGCCAUCCUCACAGUUCAACUCCUUCUCACCACGGCACUCAGCGCCGUGUCCUUCUUCUCGCAGCCAUACAAGAACUGGAUCCAGUCGAACCAGUGGGCAAUGUGGGUGUCGCUCUUUGGAGCCAUCGGAUUCAUGCUUUUGACGUUCUGGAAGAGGAAGAGUUACCCUAUGAACUUGGCCUUCUUGGGCGUGUUUACUGCUAUGGAGGCAUACAGCAUCUCCGUAAUAACCUCAUUCUACGAAUCACGAGUUGUGCUCCAAGCCCUCAUAUUCACGCUCGGUAUCUUCGUCUUCCUCUCCCUAUUCGCCUGUCAGACCAAGUACGACUUCACGAGCUGGAUGCCAUACCUAUUCGGAGCACUGUGGGUGCUGAUUAUCUUCGGCUUCAUGGCGGCUUUCUUCCCUCGAAGCAGUGGGGUUGAGCUCGGAUAUGGUAUCGUGGCGGCUUUGAUAUUCUCAGGAUAUAUCCUGGUGGAUACACAGCUGAUCAUCAGGCACUACCACGUGGAAGAGGAGAUCGCUGCGGCGAUUAGCUUGUAUCUGGACAUUCUCAAUCUGUUCUUGGCGAUUCUGAGGAUUCUCAACAGCCAGAACAACAAUUAAAGAUGGGGACAACAGCUGGUGGAAGGCGUUUUGAGGCGUUUACUAGCGGGCUUACGAGAGGAUAAGAAUGCGUUCACGAGCAGUGCAUACGUGUAGUUAUAGUCUUGGAAAUGUUCAAAAGGGAUUCAUAUCGACUGGUGGGAUACUCUCGCGUGAUCACAAAUGGACAUGUUUACCAAGACGACCUCACAGACUGGUUUCCUG